GCCAGCGAUAACGGGCACAGGGUAUGCGCCUGCCUGCCGGUAAGGCGGAGGGGGGAUCCUCCCCCAGCUCCACCUCCUGCUGCUGUCUCGCUUGCUGCUGCUGCCCGCUCCUCUCCUGCCCAGGGCACCGAGAACCGCACGGUGGGCUCCACGCUGAUGAACGCGACGUCGAGCCGCGCCCACACCGUCAUCACCAUCGAGUUCAAGCAGGUGCCCGCACGCAGCAGGGCUGUAAGCUGUCGCUGAUCAACCUGGUCGACCUGGCAGGAAGCGAGAAGGCGGGCCAGACGGGGGCCAGCGGUGACAGGCUCAAGGAGGGCUGCGCCAUCAACAAGUCCCUCUCCGCGCUGGGCAACGUCAUCGAGAAGUUGGCCGACAGGUCCACUGGCAAGGCGAAGCCCAACGUGGUGAUCCCGUACCGCGACUCCAAGCUCACGCGGCUGCUCCAGAACGCCCUUGGUGGAUCCAGCAAGACCGUUAUGAUCUGCGCUAUAUCACCUGCGUCUUCAAACUACGAGGAGACCCUGUCUACCCUCAGGUAUGCCGAUCGGGCGAAGCGCAUCAAGAACGCCGCCGUGAUCAACGAGAACCCCCAGGACAAGCUGAUCCGGCAGCUCCGGGAGGAGAACAACAAGCUGCGCGAGAUGAUGGGUGGCAAGGCGCACUUCGAGAGCCCCGCGGCCGUCGGCGGCGGCCCGGAGGCCAUGCUGGCGAAGCAGGCGGAGAUCAAGGCGCUGGAGGAGGCCUUGACGAACAUGUCUACAGACUUCCAGCAGCGCCUCAAGGAGGCACAGAUGCAGGCAGAGAUGCAGAAGAAGAAGGAGGACUUGACGGAGAAGCUCCCGCAUAUUGCGAAUCUGAACGAAGACCAGCUCCUGACGAACAAGCUCAGGUUCGCCCUGAAGGAAGGCCGAACGCGUAUCGGCAAGGCCAGCCAGGCUGGCGAUCCUGAAGUUGUCUUGUCUGGCCCGGGCAUCUGCGAGGCCGAGCACGCCGUAAUAGUGAGCGAGGGCGCCCGGUGCGUGGUCACCGCCGCGUCCCGGGAGGCGCGCGACAACACCUUCGUGAACGGGGCCAGCCUCGCGGAGGCCGGCGCCGAGGGCGUCGCCCUGGCCCACGGCGACCGCCUGGCGUUCGGCCAGAGCCUCUUCUUCUUCGUGGACCCGCGCCAGGGCAAGGCCACCCAGCUGCUUGACUCUGGCAAGGUCAGCUACGAGAUGGCUCGGAAGGAGCUGGCGCAGUUCCAGGCAGCAGGCACGGGGCCCUCCGAGGAGGAGCUCCGGGCCAGCCGGGAGCGCGCCGAGGCGCUGGAGAGGCGCGUGCGGGAGGCGGAGGAGGCGAAGCAGAGCGCGAAGGCGCAGGCGGAGUCGCUGAUGCGGCAGCGCGAGGAGGAUCACCGAGUUCGCUGCCCAGAUGAUGCGGAGGCAGGUCGAGUGGGAGAAGCAGCUUCAAGCGCAAGCCGCCCAGGUGGCCUCCAGCCAGGCCGUGGCCGCGGCGGACCAGGCGCAGCAGCAGGCGGAGCUGCAGGAGAGGCAGCAGGCGCAGCAGCAGGCGCAGCAGCAGGCCACCGCC
Molecule: messenger RNA, 1572 nt
Organism: Prorocentrum cordatum
Lineage: Eukaryota; Dinophyceae; Prorocentrales; Prorocentraceae
Source: the annotation of a GenBank genome assembly